CUAGGUGGCAGGGAGCAGGGAGAGGCUUUCCUCCUGCCAGCGCUGGUCUCCCAGGACUCCGCUGCCUCCUUCCUCCUGCUGACCUGAGACUUUGUCCCUCUGCUGGCCUUGGCUCCGCCGCCCCUGGACGCACACACUGCCCUCUGCCUCACCCGGACGCCGCCCUCCGAUGGACUGACCGACGGCAGAGAUCCUGGAUGAAACGAGUGACUGCAAGGAAGAAGAAAAACGAACCGCGAACACAAGGAACAGAAGCAGUUCCUGGAGGCGACCCCGUCCUCAAACGCGCCGGCUCCGGGAGCGCCCUGCUCGGUGGCCACCGCGCUGCGAAGCUGAGGAGCCUGGGGUCGGGGAGUCGGUCCUGCCUGCCGAGGACGCGCCCCACGCACCCUCAGGACAGGAGAGAGGCCUGUGCCGGCCACCACCCCUGGGAAGCCACUCCGGAAGAGGAACAGCUGGAACCUCCUGAAGUGUACAUACAUGGUGCUCACCUUCCUGUUUGUGUCCUACAACAAAGGGGACUGGAAAUGACCCCUGCUGCUCCUUCUAGCCAGCCACUUUGUCUCAGCUCAACCCUCCUAGGUCCUCCCUCUCCCUGGCAUUUUACUCCCAGCAAAGCUCUGUCCUCUGGGUGGCUGGUGUGGAGAGAGAGGAUCGCACCGUCUGUCAGAGGCCUGACAGAAGCCACUCUGAGGACCUGGCUCAAGACAGAGGCUCAGAGAGUGGCCGAUCUGCACCCCACAGUUUCUCCCCUAGCCCACUCAGCCUUCCCCGCCAUCUCCUUAAUUAAACGUGCACUUACUGGGCUGCUGUGUGCUUGUUUCCCUCCCUACUCUCAGCAUCAGGAAUCACGCGCCACUCCACUUCAUCCUGGCAACAAUCCUAUGGGGGUUCUGUGA
Molecule: messenger RNA, 899 nt
Organism: Heterocephalus glaber (naked mole-rat)
Lineage: Eukaryota; Metazoa; Chordata; Mammalia; Rodentia; Bathyergidae
Source: RefSeq, a predicted model, not a curated record